Bradysia coprophila is the source of this 1018-nucleotide messenger RNA. RefSeq lists its product as uncharacterized. The record is from RefSeq and is a predicted model, not a curated record. NCBI's taxonomy places the organism in Eukaryota, Metazoa, Arthropoda, Insecta, Diptera, Sciaridae.
AUCCAAACCCGACGUAGUUGGCUCGGUUGUGUGUACAUCACACCGACUGGGCACGACUGUUCAUUCACACGUGGUUUGUGUGGCUAUUGAGUAUCAGCGAGCUAACAGUACAGUUACUUUAUUCAGUUAAGAGGAUUUAAGUAGAAUUUUGAUUUGAAGCAGUGUUAAAAAUUAAAAAAAAAUUGGAUCAGUUGGUUCUCGUUAUCGAGUUUAUUGAACAUAAUAUAAAAGAUAGACGAGACUUUCAAUUAUUGAAGUUACAUGAUGGCAGCCCAACGAACCGUAUUCGUUUUGAACAUUGAUAAAGGAAGCGAUUCAGAAGGUCUCUUUGAAUCGAUGUACGAUCCGCUGAUGAAGGAAUUCAAAAAAAAUCCUUUGCUAAGUGUGACAACCAUUGAUUCGGUCACCACUUUUCAAACGAAAAUUUCUGGAAGCAAUUGGAAGGAAUCGGUACUGCUAUGCGUUAACGAAUUUAUCACAAAGAAACCGAGCUUACACCAAAUUAUCAAAGAAUUUGCAAUGGGUGGUGGCCUCGUAAUAUUUGGAUGUCUAUUUUCGUCCUUUACCACACCUGUAGAUAUCGAUGCUAUGUUUGAGAACCUCGGUGUCCCAUGGAAAAAUGCCGAUUAUUAUCGAACAACAUUCGGAAUAACGGAAAUGGGCAAAAUGUUGUUGCAUGGUCUGGAUGUUGAAGAAACAUACUCGGCUAAAGCGUUACAAUUAUCGCAGGUUCUGCCGGAGCAAAUGCUUUAUAAACCAGUCGAAAAUGCCAAAACUCAAUCUUUGGUGUUUGCUCAAGCACCAGCUAAUCCUAAUUUGGCGCUAGCUGCAUUUAUGAAGAUUGGUAGUGGAGCCAUUGCAUACAUAGGCGAUGUCAACGCGGAGAGAGGAAGCGAUCGAUUAACUGUAGCACUUUGCUUGGCGAAGUGGUGAAAACUUUUGCAGAAAGUUUUAUUAUUGGCUUCAGUUUACUAUUGAAUUACAAUUUGAAGUAAAAUAAAAGAUUUCUAUUGACGAA